AUAGACUAAACUCUCGCCUGUUGCUGCCAAUUCGUCUCCUGCUCCUGCGGGUGGCGCUCUUUCCUUCCUCUGAGAGGUGCAGAAUGCGACCCUGAUCCGGAAGCCCGCUAUCCUUCCAGCACGAGGGGGCGUGCUUCCAUUCUACAGAUUGUAACUUCACGAAUGUUGCCCUGAUCGAGGUGAUCACUGACAGCAUGCGUGCAGGUCUUGCGAGUGCGCUGCUCCUAGCGACGGCCGCUACAGCUCAGCUACAACAAUGGGACGACAACUUCGAAACGGAUCCAGAACCGCCGCCUCCACCACGCUGCCCGGGAUAUGGCUCAUAUUCCAGGCAUUGGCACGCUCCGGGCAGCGGCGGCGCUCACAAUCUUUCCUACAUGAGACCUGAGCCUUACUGUCGAACAUUCAAUAGCUCUGUCGUAGAACAGGCCAUUGUAGACACCAAGGCCGCCAUUGCAGAUGUCGACCUCAGUCGACUCUUCGAGAAUGCUUUCCCAAACACACUAGACACUACCGUCAGCUGGCGCGGCGUCUCCGACAACAACACAGAAGAGGAACUUGCGUUCAUCAUUACCGGCGACAUUCCAGCAGAGUGGCUCAGAGACUCAGCUAAUCAGUUGCAAUCAUAUGUGUCUCUCCUCACUCCAUCUACAAGCAACGACUCAUUGGCAUCAUUAUUCCGAGGGGCGAUCAACCUGCAGGCGCGCUAUUUGCUCUACGCCCCACAUUGCAACGCAUAUAAAGCUCCGGUCGAGCGACUGAAAGAACAGGCCCUAGCCGCCACUGCUGACGGACAACCGCUACCACUAGAGUUCACGCAAGAUAUAUGGGAAUGCAAAUACGAGCUCGACUCGCUCGCGUCAUUUCUGCAAUUAUCCCACACAUACUUCGAGAAGACUGGAGACUUGGAGUUUUUCCGCAAGUUCAGUUGGCUGCCUGCUGUCGAGAAGGUCCUGGAUACAGCUCAGAGUAUGGCUGACCAUACAACUUACAACAAGAAUGGUACCACUGCGGAACAACCUUACAAGUGGCCAGGAAUGAGAAAUGGUGGCCAUGGCAAUCCAGUCGCCGCGGGCACAGGACUCAUCCGCUCAUACUUCAGACCCUCGGACGACGACUGUCUCAUGCAACUAUUUAUCCCUGCCAACAUGAUGUUUUCACAGUUCGUGGGUCUCGCUGCCGGUAUUGUGGAGAAGCUAGGCAAUGUGGAAACCGCUGAGAGGAUGAAAACAAUGGCUGCUUCUGUGCGGCGCGCCACCACGGAGCAUGGCAUUGUGCGAACCAAGGAGCACGGGGAUGUAUAUGCUUUUGAGGUCGAUGGAUACGGGGGUGCCAAUGUCAUGGACGAUUCGAAUUCGCCAUCUUUACUUUCCUCGGGCCUAUUCUACCAUGAUGUCAAGGAUCCCAUCUACCAGAACACGCGGGCGCGAGCUUUGAGCACGUAUAAUCCAUACUGGGCACACGGCAAGCACAUCAGCGCUGUCGGAGGCCCGCAUAAUGGUUACGGAAACGCUUGGCCCAUGGCUUCCAUCAUCAGAAUACUGACCAGUGACGAUGAUGAAGAGAUCACACAGCAGCUUCGGCAGCUCGUCACUAGCACAAGCCACAAGGGUCUUAUACACGAGAGUGUCAAUGCUCACAACUCAACGUCAUGGACUCGUUCUUGGUUCGCUUGGGCAAAUGGCCUUUUUGGCGAAUGCAUACUGGACCUCAAGCAAAGAAAGCCUCAUCUGCUACAGCUUGACUUCCAGAAUGUGAAAAUCGAUUCUCACGACGAUAUUGGCGACGUGAACUACAAGCCUCUGAGUACUGGCAAGCCAGACAUCUCUGCAGGCAAAUCACAUGCCGAGAGCCCACCAGAGCACGACGAUGACGAGGACAUGCCCCAUGGCCAUGGCGAGAUGAUGUCGGGCCACGGUCACGGAGCUGCGGAGCCACACAUGCCGAUUCACAUCGAGGAGAGUGCGAUGACCUGGUUCUGGCUGUUUGCAGGGGCGUUGGGUGUAUGUUCGACCCUUCUCUUCCUUCGCACAAUGCGAACGCGCAGAGGUCAAUACACCGCUGUAAAAUCAGGUUAAAGGCGCCGUGUUGCGGGCUCGGCUCAACGCCCAUUUCGUAUAUUGUAUAAAUCAUCGAAUUCAU
Molecule: messenger RNA, 2142 nt
Organism: Cercospora beticola
Lineage: Eukaryota; Fungi; Ascomycota; Dothideomycetes; Mycosphaerellales; Mycosphaerellaceae
Product: glycoside hydrolase family 125 protein
Biological process (GO): carbohydrate metabolic process
Source: RefSeq, a predicted model, not a curated record